AUGCCAACGCCUCUACACAGCCUCAGUCCUGCUGGUCCUGCUCACUGCUGCAUUUGGGAUCCACACAGAGUUUUCUUCUUCACACCAAGUAAAAAAGAAACAAACGAAAUGGAGAGGUGUUGCUGUGGAUUGAUGACGCCAGAGAAGCAAGCAGUGCCUCUGCAGAGCGUGGAUGUGCAGGUGGAUGUGAAGGACCAUGUUGCUACGGUGGUCUCAACUUUGCUCUACCAAAAUAAAGAGGAGAAACCCAUAGAGGCUGUGUUUGUCUUUCCCAUGUCCAGUGAGGCUGCCGUCUGCCAUUUCAGUGCCAAAGUUGGACAGACACUUAUUGUGGCUGAGGUGAAGGAGAAGAAACAGGCUCGUGAGGAAUACGAUGAUGCGCUGAGCUCUGGUCAACAGGCCUUUCUAUUGGAGGAGAGUGACCAGAGCCCAGAUAUAUUCUCUAUGAGUGUUGGCAGCCUGCCCCCAGGAGAGAGUGCGUCCAUCCGGCUGGAGUAUGUCACUGAGCUGGAUGUGCAGGCUGAUGACGCGCUGAGGUUUUGUCUUCCAGCGGUUCUCAACCCGCGGUACCAACCUGCAGGAACAGAAGGCAGCAGUGUGAAAGUGACAUCAGUCCCAUCAUCUUUGGUGCCUUAUGAUCUUACCUUCUCUGCCCAAAUGGAGUCACUGCGACCAGUUUCCAAAGUUGAAUCUAGCUGCACCAUGGAGCCAGUCAAUUACCUCAACGAAAAUCAGACCAAGGCCUCGGUGAAGCUGGCAGCAGGACAUAAGUUUGACCGAGAUGUGGAGCUGCUCAUUUAUUACUCUGACAGUCACCAACCAUCAGCCGUAGUGGAGGCUGCUCAGGGCUCAGCCAAACGUGGCUCGUUGAUGGGAGACCCAGCGCUUAUGUUGAGCCUGUACCCAGAGUUUCCCAAAGACAUAAUGUCAUCGGUAUCGUCCUCUGGAGAGUUUGUGUUUCUGUUGGAUCGAUCUGGAAGCAUGGACUGUAAUAUGAGUAAUAUGGGAACAUCAGUGUCUCGGAUUGCCAGUGCACGGGACACUCUACUGCUGCUGCUCAAGAGUUUACCCAUGGGCUGCUUCUUUAACAUCUACAGUUUUGGAUCCACCUUUGAACAAAUAUUUCCGGAAAGUGUGAAGUAUAGUCAGAAAACAAUGGAGGAAGCUCUGAAAAAAGUGGAAAACAUGAAGGCUAACCUUGGAGGAACAGAGAUCUUGGCACCGUUGAAACGCAUUUACAGCCAGGCCUGCAUCCCCAACCAGCCGAGACAGUUGUUUGUCUUUACUGAUGGAGAAGUAGGAAACACCAAAGAAGUCACAAACCUGGUCAAGUCUAAUGCAGCCGCUCACAGAUGUUUUUCCUUUGGGAUCGGGGAAGGAGCCAGCACUGCUCUUAUCAAUGGUCUGGCAAAAGAAGGAGGAGGACACGCACAGUUCAUCUCAGGCAACGACAGGAUGCAGCCCAAAGUGAUUCAGUCUUUGCGCUUCGCCAUGCAGCCAGCAGUAGUUGACAUCUCGGUGAACUGGGACCUUCCUAAAGGUGUCUCUGCCACUGUCCUGUCCCCUCCUCUCACAUCCAUUUUCCAGGGACAACGAUCACUGCUCUACGUCCAACUGACUGGAAAGAGCAAAAAGGAAGCAGAGGGCUGUGUGACUGUCAAAUACAGUCUGGCAGGACAUCCCACUGAAAACAAACUCAACUUUAGCCUCCAACCAGUGGAGGAUACAGGACUCACAGUACACAGGCUGGCAGCACGAUCGCUCAUUCGAUCUUUGGAGCAAGAAAAGGAGGACACCAGUCACAAGAAAGUUGACGCUGCGAAGAAGAAAGUAAUUGACCUCAGUGUUCAAUCUGGAGUCAGCAGUUCUUUCACCGCUUUCAUUGCUGUGAACAAAACCAGUGGAGAGGCCAUUCAAGGUCCCCUGCUGAGAAGAAAUGUCCCUCUUCCAAUGAUGAUGUCCUGCAGCAUGCCCAUGCCCAAGUCCUGCGGCAGGCUCAAAUCCCGAAUGCGUCUGUGUGCUCCUAUGCAAAUGGGCGCGGUCUGCAACGCCUUUGACUGUGAUGACAUGAUGGCGGAUGAAUGUAUGGCAGAAGAGUCUUCAAUGCCUGCAAAGCCCAAACCGCAGCGGGACCCUCUGCUGGAGCUGGUGUGUCUGCAGAAGGCUUCGGGCUGCUGGGAGUUAGAGCCAGAACUGGCCAAAACCCUAAGCCAGACGAGCCAAGACCUCCAGGACAAACAACCUUCAAUGGCAAACAAAGAGGUGUGGGCCACAAUUGUGGCUCUGGUCUGGCUUCAUGGUCUGAAAGCUGAUGCCAAGGACGAGUGGGAGCUGCUGGUCAUGAAAGCCGCCACAUGGCUGCGCUCACAGAAUGCUGCAGGCCUCUCUGAGUGUGUGGAAGCUGCCAAUGCUCUGCUGGGCUGCAGUGUUCAGAAAGAUGCCCUGGGACUCUAA
This is a messenger RNA of Knipowitschia caucasica, 2454 nucleotides long. The record is from the annotation of a GenBank genome assembly. NCBI's taxonomy places the organism in Eukaryota, Metazoa, Chordata, Actinopteri, Gobiiformes, Gobiidae.